AUGGAGCUACAGGCUCCAAAACUAGAACCAAAAUCAUGCAAAGAUAACAAUUUUCCCCUUCCUCCCCCCCCGUCUCCUCCUUCCAACCUCUCAGUGUGCGGAAGCGAGUGUCCCGGAGGCUGUGUGGGGAACCAGUGUUGUCACGAGGAGUGCUUAGGCGGCUGCCAACGCCCGCACUCUGCCACCAGCUGCCACGCCUGCAGGAACCUGCUCGACGAAGGGCGCUGCACUCAGUCCUGCUCGAGUCCUAAGUUCAAAGUCCUGCAGCACAGGUGCGAGGAGCGGAGCUUCUGCAGGAGGAACUACGUCAUCAAGCUGGACACGAAGGAGUGCGUGAAGCGGUGUCCUUUGGGCUACAACGUGAGCAGCAACGCGGCGGGAGAGAGCCUCUGCGUCCCGUGCGAAGGCUCCGUGUGCCCGAAGGAGUGCGGGGCCGCCGUCGUGAAGAGCGUGAGCCGCGCCCAGGCGCUGCGGGGCUGCACCGUCAUCAGGGGCGACCUCACCGUCAACAUCAACGGCGGGGAGAACAUCGAGCGCGAACUCGAGGAGAACUUGAGCAGCAUCGAGGAAGUGUCCGGACACGUGAAGGUCUUCCGCUCGAACGUGACGACGCUCGACUUCCUCAGGAACCUCACGCGCAUCGGGGGCGCCGCCCUCCUCCACAGCAACUACUCGCUGGUGAUCCUGGACAACCCGCAGCUGCGGGCGCUGUGGAACUGGACGGGGCGCGGGCGGCGCCUCACCAUCGAGCGCGGCAAGAUGUUCGUGCAUUCGAACCCGCGGCUCUGCUUCCACCACAUCGAGGCGCUAAUCAACGCCACCAACAUGACGGGCCUUUCGGAGACCGACGUUUCCUCCACCUACAACGGGGACAAAGUGCCGUGCAAGGUGACGCCCCUGGAGGCGCGCGUGACGCCCCACCUGUACGGCACGCUGCUGGUGGAGGUGUCCACGUCCGCCCGCCUGCCCCCCGAGGCCGUCUACUACGUCAACUACAAGAAGGCGGAGAAGAACAUCUCGCUGUACGAGGGCGACAGGCCCUGCAGCGACCAGGGGUGGUCGACGACGGAGGUGGGUCCAGGGAACGGGACGUCGCUCGCCCACAGGAGGGACCUGAUCAUCGUCAACCUGGAGCCGUUCACCCGCUACGCCGUGUACGUGAAGGCGUACUCGCUCGCGUCCGGCGGGAAGGGCGCGCAGUCGGAGGUCCUCUACGCCGUCACGAGGCCCUACCACCCGACCGAGCCCGUGGGCCUCGAGUGGGUCUCGAGGAGCAGCUCGACGGUCGCCCUGGAGUGGCACCCGCCCCGGAGGCCCAACGGGAGGGUCGCCCACUACCUCGUCUCGCUGCAGCUCCUGCCGGACACGCCUCGGAUCCCCCCGAACCUCCGCUUCUGCAGGCCGGAGACCCGCGAGUACAUCGACGGCAAGAUGCUGGCGCUGGCGGAGGCCGAGAAGGUCAGCCUCGUCAGGAGGAAGACGCCGGCGACGAAGGAGGACGUGCGCGACGAGGGGGCCAAGGGCGGGUCCGAGGGGGGCGAGGAGUCGUGCCAGGCGCCGCCCACGCCCUCCUGCUGCGCCUGUCGGGACGCGGGCGUGGGCGGCAGCGAGGACCAGGAGGUGAUGGGGCAGAUCGCCUUCGAGGAUUUCAUCAUGGAUAACGUCUACGUCAAGAAGGUCAACAGGUCAAGGAGGACCCGCGCAGCGGACGACGACGACGACGACGCCUUCGGCUCGGCGCUGUGGCUGUACCAGCAGGAGCAGCGGGGCGAGCGGGACGCGCCGCCGAGGGCCCCCCGGAGCGCCGAGCCCGCGGACGAUGCCUUCGGCGCCUGGGAGAGUGCGGCCUCGGCGCCCUCGGGGCCGCCCUCUCGCUCAGGACGGCCGCCCUCCUCGGUCCUCCAUCCGGGCCCUGCAGGCGGGGAAUUCCCGGUCCACGAGGGCCACUCCGUCAAGGAGUUCCCGUCGCAUCUGGGCAUCAGGCCCAAGUACCAGAUUCACGAGGAGAACCUCACGAAGUACACCGUCAUGGAGGAGUCUAACCACAGUCAAACGAAAGUUCACGCUGCAACACCUCCGCGCUCUGCAAUCAUCGCGAAGUCAUUUGGAACAUUAUCCGUGUAUGAACAUUUUUAUGUCAAACGUUAG
This is a messenger RNA of Penaeus monodon (black tiger shrimp), 2148 nucleotides long. Its product is annotated as insulin-like peptide receptor. Gene Ontology annotation, molecular function: protein binding. The record is from RefSeq and is a predicted model, not a curated record. Bases 1 to 2148 code for a protein of 715 amino acids. NCBI's taxonomy places the organism in Eukaryota, Metazoa, Arthropoda, Malacostraca, Decapoda, Penaeidae. The transcript has 12 exons.